CGAGCGACCUGCGCCCCGCCCCUUUCCUCUGGGAAUGCUGGGAUGUUUACAUUACUGGCACUGAGCAGAAAUGGGGAGCAUCUGAGAAACAGUCCUUAAAACAAACCAAAACUUUCCCACUAACUGCGGAAGUCCACACGUUAACAUUUGUUUGCCCGAAUGGUAGCCUGCCACGCAGGAGCGGCCCACAAACUUAACCGCAGCCCUUGAAAAGUAAGAGAAAGAGAGCCGCCAUCAUCAAGACACUGCAGUGAGAACCAAGGCACUUCCUGAGGUGAAAGGGACUCCAUUCCUGCCACCAUGGAUGAACAACCCCAAGGCCAGCAGGCUGCAGUUCCUCAGUUCCAGCCACAGAAGCCACUGCGGCCGGAUAUGGGUCACAAUGCACUUGCAAAUUUUCAGAUUGAGAAGAAGAUUGGACGAGGACAGUUUAGUGAAGUGUACAGAGCGACGUGCUUGCUAGAUCACAUGCCGGUAGCCCUGAAAAAAGUGCAGAUAUUCGACUUGAUGGAUGCCAAAGCUCGUGCAGAUUGCAUCAAAGAAAUAGAUCUCCUUAAGCAACUGAACCACCCAAAUGUAAUUAAAUACUAUGCAUCAUUCAUUGAAGAUAAUGAGCUAAAUAUAGUCCUGGAGCUUGCAGACGCUGGCGACCUUUCACGAAUGAUAAAGCAUUUUAAGAAACACAUGAGGUUGAUACCUGAGAGGACAGUCUGGAAAUAUUUCGUUCAGCUGUGCAGUGCCUUGGAACACAUGCACUCUCGACGUGUCAUGCACAGAGAUAUAAAACCAGCUAAUGUGUUCAUUACAGCCACCGGGGUAGUGAAAUUAGGAGACCUGGGACUUGGCCGAUUCUUCAGCUCAAAAACUACAGCAGCACAUUCUUUAGUGGGUACCCCUUAUUACAUGUCUCCAGAGAGGAUACAUGAAAAUGGAUAUAACUUCAAAUCUGACAUCUGGUCACUAGGCUGCUUGCUCUAUGAGAUGGCUGCUUUACAGAGCCCAUUUUAUGGAGAUAAGAUGAAUCUCUACUCUCUGUGUAAGAAGAUUGAGCAGUGCGACUACCCUCCUCUUCCGUCCGAUCAUUAUUCAGAAGAGCUGAGAAAGCUAGUAGAUCUGUGCAUCAACCCUGAUCCGGAGAAACGGCCCGAUAUUGCUUAUGUGUAUGAUGUAGCGAAGAGGAUGCAGGCUUUUACCUCAGGGAGCUAAGAAUCAAGAAACGGGGCAGAAGAUUUCACCCCCAAAGACAGUGCUACAGAUAUCAUUGGGACACAUUGAGUACUUCAACUGUUUUACUUCUGGUGCUUAACGGAAGCCGGGUGUUUACUAAUGAAGCCCAAGAAGGGUGUAGUACUGGGUGUUACUCUCAAACAGGUUUUUAGAUGCCUUAUGCAGACAUACAGUAGAAAGACAAAGAAAUAUAUAUAUAUAUAUAUAUAUUUUGUUUGUUUUUUACGAGUUUUAGUGGAAAUACAAAUGGAAUGACACACUUAUUAUUCUACUUGCUUGGUUUGUGUUCUGUUAUUGACAUCAGAACUUUAAACUGUUUAUUUCAUAUAAAGAAUUUGAAUUCCAUUACAGUUAGGGAAAAGCUGUAAAUGUCUAUUUUAUUGUUUUUUGUAUUUUUUAUUUUUUUUUUGCUUUAGUUUUAAAUGUUAGUAGUUUUGACACAUGCCAAUAUAAUCCAUUUUUAUUAUAGAAAACAUUACAGUGGCUGUGGUGUACUUUUACACUGUGUUUACUUUUGGGUAAUUCAGUAAAAUCAAACUGGCGAUGUGUGCUUCCAAUUUGAAGUUGCUUAAAAAUCUGGUACUCUUGGUAGUGUUGGAUUGCUGGCAGAAAAUGUAUUUUGAAAGUAGAAAUGGUGCCUGCUUUACUCGAAGUGCAAAAGUAUUAAUUCAGAAAAUGACAAAGUUUACACAAGAUAUAAGCUCCAUCGGUUAAAUCAAAUACCAAUUUGGCUCUAAAUGAGAUUCACUAUUGAGUAUAAAUUCCUGUUAAGCAUUCCAUCCUGUCAAACGAAUGCAGUAAUAAUUUUAAAAAGUGGCGGCUGAUUUACAUAAAUUGUCCAAAUAUGGUCCAGUUACUGCUCACUGUAAUGUACAACUCCUACCUUUUACUAUACCUAUCUCUCAAACUAUACUAUGUGCCUUAUUAAUUGCAGAGCUUCUAUAUUCCAUACCAUGGAAUUACUUGUACUCUUCUUGCGUUGUUGUUCAAACUGUGCAUACCUUUCUGUAGUGAAGCUUCUUGCUUAUUCUCUGCUCAUGAAGAGUCUCCAGAUGAACUUGAUAUCCCAUAAUCCUACCUUUUUUGUAGAAUUGCAUGGGAGAAGACACAACAGAGCUCUUCAUGUACUCUUAGUAUUAAUUUUGUAAUCCAUAAGCCUCUAAAUUAAAACAUGAAAAUGAUCUGAAAUGUGUUUUGAAGUUUCAAGUUGUAAAACGGGACAUAUGCAAAGAAACACCUGAACUGUUGUACAGUGAGGAAUGUUAAAACAUAUUUAAUUCAAAAUCAGCUUAGCAUCUCCAGUACAAUAACCUAUUACAGAAUUAGCAGAUGCUUUAAGAUUUUGACAAAGAUGCCCUAGAAAUGUAUAGUAUAAACAGUGUUAAAUAUAAAAUAAAUUAAACUGUAGAUUAAUAACUGAAAUUUCAUGGAGAGAGAAUUUUAUCUUGUAAAAGCAUAUAAAAUAAUCCACCCUAUCUACAAAAAAAAAAGAAAAAUCAAAUAUUUGAUUGGUACUCUCUUCUCACACAUACUUCUCCUAUGUUUUUAGUAACAGUUACAACUUCUCAAUUCCCAUACAUGCACAAUGCACUUGUGUAAAGCAACAAAUGUGACUUUACAACUGUUACUAAACUAUCGUAAAUAUUUUUUAUUUUGUAUUGUGUAUGUUUGUUUAAUGUGUUAAAUAGCUAAUGUAGGCUAAUGUUUUGCACAAUAUGAUUCUUUUGGCUGAUAAUUAUUUUAUGUGAGUGAGCUAAUGUUGUCCAACUAUUCUAAAUUCAAUUUUACGCAAAGUGAGUGAUUUAGUUUUGCUGUUUGACACGUGCAUGUCCAUAAGAAACAAUUAAUUUGUAAAAUGAAUAACUACCUAAAAUGCACAAUCUGAUUUUCAAAAGUGGAGUUGAGUUACUUCUUGAAUUCAGUAAUGUUGCUUAUCCUGUGUUCCCUUUUGCUAAAAAAAAAAAAAAAAAAAAAAAAAAAAAACACUUGCUGUGUAAGGAAGCAUUAUUUACUAAUGAGUGUAAUGACCAGAAUACCAAACUGAAAAUUAGUGAUUCAUCUCGUAUUUUUUUUUUUCCCCCAAAGCAAUACCGUUCAUAUAUUUAUAUGAAAAAGUAUAUAUUCAGUGUUUUCUGUUUGUAAACUCAAAAGGAUUGUUUAUUUAGAAAAUCCAGGGUAACUGGAUGCUGUACAGAAAUAAGAAAAAAAAUACAAUUGAAUCUGGUUAAAGCAAGAAAAAUACUUGUAGGUACUUUGAUUUGUUGACAGUAGAAAGUGCAAUCUAAAUUUAUACCAAUUUUUGACCUUUUUUUCAUGGUUGUGUUCACGAAUUAUACCAUUAAUGACAUUCAAUUAAAGGUUCAUAUUAAACUGUAAUGCCAAUCCUUUUGAGUAUCUCUAUGUGUAAAGCUCUUGACCAGUAAUUGUUUAUAUAUAAAAAAAAAAAAAAUAACAUGCAUUGUGCUUCUACCACAAAGUACCAUUAGCUGCAUACUGUAGGUGUUGCUGUGACUAUACCGCAUGUAUCAUGGUAUAUAAGUUGCAUUAUAAAUAAUUAUAUUACAGUAACAUUGAUUCAUGUUAACUUGUUGUCAUGAAUAAAAAAAAAAGUAUUUUUGUUAUGCUUUAAA
Molecule: messenger RNA, 3857 nt
Organism: Acipenser ruthenus (sterlet)
Lineage: Eukaryota; Metazoa; Chordata; Actinopteri; Acipenseriformes; Acipenseridae
Product: serine/threonine-protein kinase Nek7
Exons: 10
Coding region: 301-1206 (301 amino acids)
Biological process (GO): protein phosphorylation
Molecular function (GO): protein kinase activity; ATP binding
Source: RefSeq, a predicted model, not a curated record